This is a messenger RNA of Cucurbitaria berberidis CBS 394.84, 1875 nucleotides long. RefSeq lists its product as uncharacterized. The transcript is spliced from 4 exons. The coding region runs from base 1 to 1875 and encodes 624 amino acids. The record is from RefSeq and is a predicted model, not a curated record. Lineage: Eukaryota; Fungi; Ascomycota; Dothideomycetes; Pleosporales; Cucurbitariaceae.
AUGGGCCGUCAAGCCUACUUGGAUAAGAUUGCUUUCGGCCGGUCAGCAUUCGAGCCAACACAGUCCACUACGCGAUCGACUGAUUACAUCCAACUCGAGUCGUCCCAGUCUGAGCUUCCGCGACCCUACCAGGAAGCCACUGCCAACAACUACGUCCAGCUAUACGACGAACGAGGCAAUCCUAUCAAUCCGCGCUCGCGCGACUAUGGGAAGCGGCUUAGAGAUUCUCAGAACGACGUGCUUGCUUCAGUAGGAGUGGUCGAGAGGCGACGCCCCCCCUAUGAGGGCUUACCUGGCUCGUACGAAGAGCGCUUGGAUCUGCUAGAUGCUGAAGAUACGGUGGGGAAUGCGAUCGCCUUGACAACUACUCUCACAGAAAACCUAUGUACGUGGUGGAUAGGGACAAUCAGAGACAGAAUCCUCACUUUCCGAUACAAGCAUGAUGUUCCUUUCGUUCAGAUUGUUGCCUCUGAACGGACGGUAUCUGGAACCUCGAUCAUCUAUGCUGGCUUCGCCUCCCGACUGUUCUCCACUAUGAGCAUAGAAGCCAUCGUGUAUAGUGUGUUCCUGUGCCGGCCAAUCGAUCGUUUACUCCAUGCGACGCGCGCGAGCUCCAAGACACGCUACUUUUUCAGACGAUGGAGGAACUCGCUGAAGAAUGGCCUUCGCUUGGCGCUUGAGGUUUUACUUUAUCCUUUUUCUUAUUAUGCCAGUCUACAACGCCUUGGGCUCAUCCCGGCUGGUUCGCCUUUGCCACCUUUGCAAUGGCUCCUGCCAUUUUCAGCCUCGUCACCAAUACUGCCCUUCUCAUCGCAGUACGACGCUUCUGCUUCUGCUGUAGACUUUCUGAAGGCAUCGUUGACUUCACCAGUACUCCUGGUCUGUGUGGAGCAUUUCUUGGAGCGUUGGGUGUACGCUGCGAUCUACGAAGCUGUCGAAACCUCCAUUAUACAUCCCAACCACGCAGACAUGCAGAGCCGAGACGCGGGCACCAAGGAUCGUGCUACGGCGAUUCUCGGUCUUCGACGACAAUCACCACCUUUAAUCCGUGACUCAAUCAAUAGAUUGCUUCUAGUACUUGGUUGGGGCCAGCCACUUGGCUCAGAAGGUACGGGACGGGAGCAAGCCAACGAGUCUGCGCAUACAAUAGACUCAGCCGAAGGGCGGAUGUUGGAUGUUGGUGGGACUAGUGUCACCAACGUGACUCCUUUAGAGCUUGCAGUUGCGCAGACGCAGGCUCUAUUGUCAGUCGAAUCGUCUGACAUGGAGAGGGUCGCGAUUCCCAUGGAUGCUCUAGAAGAGAUGGUUCGGUCCACGACGCCACCCGCGACGCCACCAAGUCCAACUGGGUUGAUAUCCGACCAGGAAGACAAUGAUCCAAGAAUCAGGAUCACUAAUCGCGAAGGCAUCGUUGAGAUGGAAGUGCGGCUUCCGCCUAGGAUACUUUCCAGUCACACUGAAGUUGCAGAUAGUUUUGCUUCUCUCUCGAAUCGUCGAGCUAUUGCAUCACGGAACGCGGGUCCGAAUCGACGUCAUCAUCGCGUUAGCCAACUUUCUUCGGAGCCAGCCCAAAUGAUCAGUGCGGUAGUGAAGGCACAGAUGGUUGGACUUGCGUUGCUCCCCAUCAGAUUCGUUGUGCUGCGGUUGAUGGCCUCACACUAUGCCGCUAGUCCAGCAGGGUACGCUGGGGUGCGUCGAAGUGUGGAACGACUGCCCAGUGUGGGUGACUUUAGCUGGCGAUGUAUUGGCAUGCAGAUCUCACGCAUAGCGCUCUGUGGCGCGUUGGAGCUGAGUAUCGAUCUCGGAUUAUGGGGACUGCAGUACCUUGCGAUCACCCAAGUUGGGAAGAGUAUUUUUGGAUGGGGUACACUUUGA